This is a messenger RNA of Sphaeroforma arctica JP610, 178 nucleotides long. RefSeq lists its product as hypothetical. Lineage: Eukaryota; Ichthyosporea; Ichthyophonida. The annotation marks the transcript as partial. The transcript has a single exon. The record is from RefSeq and is a predicted model, not a curated record.
AUGUCGUGUGUCGUAUUUUCUUCACAUUGUCGUACGCUGCAGGCUCUCACAGACAAGCCGUUUGCCCCGUGGAUGCCUGUGCUCGAUACAAGAGAGCGUUUCAACAGUGACAAUCAGAUGUGGGCGUGGAUUAUAGGCGCCACCUCACAGGAGAUCAUCUUUGUCGUAUGCCGAAACG